Theobroma cacao (cacao) is the source of this 3096-nucleotide messenger RNA. RefSeq names its product C2 calcium/lipid-binding plant phosphoribosyltransferase family protein. NCBI's taxonomy places the organism in Eukaryota, Viridiplantae, Streptophyta, Magnoliopsida, Malvales, Malvaceae. The record is from RefSeq and is a predicted model, not a curated record.
AACUCUCCCUUUUUUUUCGUUCUUUCUGGUUUGUUGUUCCAAGAAAUAGCUAAGCCAACCAUGAAUACUAUAGUAACUACAGGCAAAGAGAAGCUGGUGGAAGUGGUAGCAGCUCAUAGCUUGAUGCCUAAAGAUAGGGAAAGGUCAUCUUCACCGUUUGUGGAAGUGGAGUUCGAGAACCAAAGGCAUAGGAAAGUUAAAAGGAAAGACUUGAACCCCAUUUGGAAUGAGAAGCUGGUGUUUCAUAUAAAAGAUGUUGUCGAUCUUCUUUACAGGAUUAUUGAAGUCAACGUUUUUAAUGAAAGAAGUUCGAGUAACAGUAGGAACUUUCUUAAGAAAAUGAGGGUUUCUGGUUCAAGUAUUGCUAAAGAGGGUGAAGAAGCUCCCCAAAUGUACACUCUUGAUAAAAGAAGCUUGUUUUCUCAUACUAGGGAAGAGAUAACCUUAAAGCUUUACGUAUCAACGAGAAAGGAAGUCAAAGAAGUGGGGAUUGAUAAUGGGAUGAUGGUGUCUGCUUCAAUUUCCUCUGCGGGGUUUUCAAAAAAGAAGAAAAUGCAACAGCAAAACCCAACCUUGGUGGUCCAACAACAACAACUGGUUCAAAAGAACAAGCCAACAUAGCAAACUCAAAACCAUGCAAAACCUGUGGAGACUAAUCCAGGUGAGUUAAAGCCUGUAGUGAUAACUACUGGUCUCAGUCCAGCCGUUCCCUUAGCCGUCGGUGGAGUCACUGGUGGUGGUACUGGUGUUAGGGGUCAUGGUGGGGUGAGUCUUUACUCAAAUGGGUCUAAUGAGUUUUCACUCAAGGAGACAAGUUCUCAUCUCGGUGGCAGUCCUUUGAACAAGGACAAAACUAGUUCGACUGUUGAGCAAAUGCAAUAUCGUUUCGUUAAAGUAGUGAAACUUAGAGAUAUUUCAUUGUUUGGUGGUGGUGAGAUUGUGGCUGAAGUCAAGCUAGGGAACUGCAGAAGUGUUACCAAUAGGGUUAGCUCAAACCAUCUAGAUUGGGAUCAAGUUUUUGCUUUUUCUAAAGAUUGUGUACAGUCAUCAAUGGUGGAGGUUUUUGUUAAGGAAGGUAACAAAGAUGAUCUCUUUGGCCGAGUUUGGUUUGAUUUAAGUGACGUUUUCAAGAGGGUUCCUUUUGAUAGUCAAUUGGCUCCUAAAUGGUACAGAAUGGAAAAUAGGAAAGAAGACAAGUCUAAAGGGGAAGUCAUGCUUCCGAUAUGGUUUGGGACUCAGGUAAAUGAGGCUUUUGCUGAGGCUUAGCACUCAAAGGCAGAAAAUGUGCAUUUUGAUGGACUUUGCUUUAUUAAAUCUAAGUUUUAUUUAGCACUAAAGCUUUGGUAUUUGAAAGUAUCAAUCAUUGAAGCACGAGAUGUUGUUUUGGGUGAAAAAAGGUCAACAUUGAUGAGGUACCUUGAGCUUUUAGCACAAGCCCAAGUAGGGAAUCAAGUUUCUAGGACCAAAAUUUCAACGGCUAACCCUAACAGAAACUUAUUGAAUCCUUUUUGGAAUGACGAUUUUUUGUUUGUAGUUGCAUAGCUGUUUAAAGAUUAUUUGUUUAUUGUUGUUGAGGAUCGUGUUGAGCUAGGAAGAGACGAAGUUGUGGGCAGGGUAUUACUUUUUGUGACUGCAAUUGAAAAAGGAAGUGAUCACAAGCAAGUGGUUUCUAGGUGGUUUAACCUUGAUAACCAUUUUGGCAACUCUGCUGAGACCAAGCUUCUGGUGACGAGAUUUGGGUUUAGAAUUCAUCUCCGCGUUUCACUUGAUGGGGGAUGCCAUGUUCUUGAUGAGGCCACAAUGUAUAGCAGUGAUGUCAAGCCAACAACAAAACAGCUAUGGGAGCCUCACAUUGGUGUGCUUGAAAUGGGAAUUUUGGGUGCAACAAGGCUUAUGCCAAUGAAAAUCAAGAAAGGCAAAGGAGGCACCACUGAUGCUUAUUGUGUUUCCAAGUGUGGAUAUAAAUGUAUGAGAACGCGAACUGUAGUUGAUAGCUUGUCCCUAAAAUGGAAUGAGCAAUAUAUUUAUAAGGUUUUUGAUCCUUGCACGGUUAUCACUAUUGGUGUGUUUGAUAAUUUUUGAAUUGAUAAAAGCAUCAUUACCACUGUUGGUGCUCGUGACUCUCGAAUUGGGAAGGUUAGAAUAAGGCUGUCCACGCUUGAAUCUGAUCGAGUUUAUACUCAUUCCUAUUUAUUCAUUAUGCUGCACACUUCUGGUGUCAAGAAAAUGGAUGAGCUUCAUUUAGCCGUGCUAUUUUUGUGUGCUAAUAUGGGAAACAUGUUGCAUAUGUACACUUUAUCGUUGUUACCAAAGAUGUAUUAUGUGCACUAUUUGAGUGUGAACCAAUUGGAGAGCCUGAGGUAUCAAGCUAUGAAUGUGGUGGUAUCCUAGGUUAGUAAGGCAGAGCCGCAACUGGGGCGAGAGUUUGUUGAGUAUAUGCUUGAUCAUGUCCAUAUGUUGAGCAUGAGAAGAAGCAAAGCUAACUUCUUUAGAUUAAUGAAUGUGAUAUCUGGUUUUGUUCCCAUGAGUCAUUGGGUGGAGUCUAUGCGAGACUGGACUAAGCCAGUGUACUCAUCCUUGUUUGUUGCAACCUUCCUAUUGUUCGUUGCCCUGCCUAAACUCAUAAUUCCUGCAAUGCUACUUUACAUGGUAGCUAUGGGAUUGUGGCAGUGCAGGUUCCGACCUUGACAUCCACCCUACUUGGACACUUGACUCUCCCAUGCUGAGAAUGUUUAUCCAGAUGAACUGUAUGAGGAAUUUGACUCAUUCCCAACAAGUUAAAGUGCAUAUGUGGUUAGAAUGAGGUAUGAUCGGUUAAGGAGUGUGGCGAGAAGGAUUCAAAUUGUGGUUGGGGAUAUGGUAACACAAGGCGAACAAUUUCAAGCAUUGUUGAGUUGGAAAGAUUCGAGGGCCACAUUCUUGUUUGUGAUAUUUCGCUUGUUUGCAGUUGUUGGGUUUUACGCUGUGCCUAUCAGGGUGGUAGUAGCUUUGUGAGGGCUGUAUGCCUUAAGGCCCCUAAGGUUCCAUAGCAAGUUGCCUUCCCGGGCCUUGAGUUUCUUUAGGAGGUUACCUGUAAAAGCUGAUAGUUUGCUGUAG